This is a messenger RNA of Choloepus didactylus (southern two-toed sloth), 8948 nucleotides long. RefSeq names its product short chain dehydrogenase/reductase family 42E, member 1 (gene SDR42E1). Gene Ontology annotation, biological process: steroid biosynthetic process. The transcript is spliced from 3 exons. NCBI's taxonomy places the organism in Eukaryota, Metazoa, Chordata, Mammalia, Pilosa, Megalonychidae. Gene Ontology annotation, molecular function: 3-beta-hydroxy-Delta5-steroid dehydrogenase (NAD+) activity. The record is from RefSeq and is a predicted model, not a curated record. Bases 6239 to 7420 code for a protein of 393 amino acids.
GGGCCCACGGCCUAGCGCGCGGCUCCCGGGUCGGGCGGGUCCGAGGGCUGUGCAGAGCCCCGCCGCCGCUGUGAGGGUCCGGGGUCGCGAGGGACGUCGCCCCUCCGCGCGGACGCUGGGCCCGAGGCGGGGCGGCGCGUCGGGGAACGGCCGAGGGCGACCACGCUCUUCCCGGUGGCAGGUGGCGCGGUAGCGAGUGACGCCGACCCGGGUGGCGGAAAGGUCACCCCCCUUACAGUUGCCCCUCUGGGUUUCGAGGAUCCGGGCUCAGCUUGGCUUUCUAGAAUGUCGCUCAGAGAUCCUAGGAUGUCUUGCUUCCCUUCUAACAACAGCAACGAAAAGACGGCAGGCGCCAGGCUCAGAGCCGUCAACAGGCGUCUGUAGCUAGUUAGACUCGAUGAUCUGUCAUCGCCCCCCCCUCCUUUUUUUUUAAGAUUACUUUCCUUUUAUGACAUUAUCGUGGUUUCCCAUUUAAAGUGGUGAUGUAAGGUUCCCAUUUAAAAAGGUAAAUGGACUUAAAUAAAACAUAAACAGUAGUACCAGGGUUAGCAGGUAUGGCAGGAAGCACGCAGGUGCCAAGGUGGUGACGGAGAGAGAGACACUGCGUGUUCCCACCCGCGAUGCCAGGCUCUGGUGAGGAGCACAGGCUGGAGCGUCGGGGACCCCGGCUUCAGGCCCUGGGUCAAACGGCCAUUUGCAACCUGCCUAAUUGGGGCAAGUUUCUUAUCUCUGAAAAGUUGGUGGUAGUUAUAAUAGUAUCUAAGUCAGAAAAGUGUCCUGAGGCUUCAAUGAUAGGCUCUACAAGUCUCCAACGCCUAAUAAAUAAUAAAUGUAGCUGUAGUUAUUAUUUCCAUUUUAGAGAGCAGGAUACGGUGUCAGAGAUGUGCAGUGGCUUGCCCAUGUUCACACAGGGCAUUGGUGGAAGAGCCAAGUCUAGGACCCAAGUUUUCUGAUUUCCAACCUAGGAAUCUACCCUGCAUCACUGCCACCUGUGCCUCAGGUGAGGCGAGGCAGAGCCUCCUCCCUGCUCCUUAGGAGACUGCAGAGCAUGUCAGCUGAGAGAUCCCCAGGAGACUCAGAUCCCCAGUGCUUCACAACAGGAACUCUGCAGUGCCCUACAUGCUGCUGCUAAGAUGUGAGCUGUGGAGUCAGACAUACCUGGAUUCCAGUGGGUGUGCACCCCUGUGCCACCAGUCCCUCACCGUAAGACUUGAAGCCAGUCACUUCUGUGUCUCUGAGCCUCAGUUUUCUCGUCUGUAAAGUGGGAGGAACAAUUUAGUACCUGUCUCAGAUGGUUGUUAUUAGGAUCGAGGGAAAUCAUUCAUGGAAAGGGCACUAGUACCCAGUAAGUGCUUAAUAAGUGACAGCUGCUAUCACACCUAUUUGCAGACAGGGCAGAUAUGCUGACCUAGGGAGGUGAGGAAGUCCAACUGUAGUAUGCCACCCUGCAGAUGUGGGGGGAAAGGAGCCUUUGAAAAGGCUGCAAAGAAUUCAUCCCAUUUCGACUUCCUGUGUCUUCUUCACUCUGCCCAAGACUUCCUGUCCUGCAUAUUCCUGGAGAAAUGAUCUGUGCAUGGAGUUUAUGGGGUGCUUUGGGAAACAGCUUGGAAAUACCAGUUAUAAAAUUAUUUGCUCUAGUCAUAAGCAUUGUGAAGUAAUGCAAGAGUCUUUUAUGCAAUGAGUAUCUGGGUUAAAGGAAUGUGAGUGGGCAGCUGGACAAGCAAGUUUGGUGUGCUUAGAGAUGAUGUCCCCGAGCUAAAGACAGCUGCCUGCCACCUUCAGUUAUGUUCAAAACAUUAGACGCCAAAUGCCCAUAUCUCUUAGGGGUAUAUCAGCUUUUCACUUAAUGCUAUGCUCUUGGUUAAUCUUCUUCCAAAACAUGUCUGGCCUUCAUGUUUUAACCUCAUGUUUCAUACACCCUUUAUCUGUAUUGGGGUUACUCUCUUUAUUGUCUUUACUUCUUCAUCUUUAUUGCCCUAUUAAACACAAUUUCCAUGUCAUGCAUAGAAUUGGAACAGCACCAUUUCACAAACCUAGCAUCAGUAUAUUUUCCUGAUUUUAAUACAAUAAGAAUGCAGUUACCUUUUACCUCUAGGAGUAUUUGUGCUGUAAUUUAUAGGGUUAACCUACCUGGCGAUAAUAUUUUGAUCUUCUUUUAAAGUAAAUAUGGUAAAGUUUUAUUUUUAUGAAAGCAGUCUUAAAUACUAGCUCUAUGCCACAUCUCUAGUGCACCUGGAUUUGUAUAUUGCGUUGCAGUAUCAGGAGGGUUGGUAGCCUCAUCAUCUUGGGCUCACGGGGCUGAAGGAACUAUGUGGAUAAUCUAAGGUUCUUAUUACUAAUCCUUCGCAUUUAAUUAGGUCUCUGAAAAUCUAAAGCACUCCCAGCCAUUUUUAUUAGUUUCUUCUCAUAACUUCUCUGUGAGAUGUCAGCUUUAUUACCCUCACUUUUACCUGAGUAUUAUCAAGAGGUCAGGCAUAUUUUAAAUUUCAUUUUUUCCUGUUUGUAAUUAAGAUUCCUUUUCCUUGAUCAUGGACUUAACUUCAGCCUGUACCUGCUAAAAUGACUGCUCGGGUCAGAAGUUAGCCUCCCACCAGAGGAAAGCAAUUACUGAACAAAGUCAAAUUUUGGAAGAACCUUAAAGCAAUUCCAAUUAUAAACACUGGUGCCCAGCCCUAGAAGAAAUCAGAUGGAAACUAAUUAGUAAAAGAAAAGCCAUAAAGUGCAUGAAAAUCGGGCAGCUGGUUGAAGUAAAAAUGUUUAUGCUCUUUUUCUCCUUUCUGGCCGGGUGUUCAUGGGAAUUUCUUAGGGUUUUCUGGAAAAUGUGCUGACUGAGAUUUCCAUCUGCUUGUUGAUGGAGGAACCAGGAAGGAAGAAAGGAAGUAACCCUCGGAAGGGUGCUGUUAACAACUGGUAAUCUGGCGGAUAGGUUUCUGGUCAUUGCUUUUGUCUUGCCACUUAUUAGUUUUUCCAUAUUCAUUACCAUGUUCUUCAUCCAACCGUCCUGAUCAGGUCAUUCAGACAAGUUCUCGCCUGGGAUCAUUCUGGAAUUAGUUGGAAGGCAAAGAGAAGUAGCCUGAGUAGGCCUGGCAGGUGUUCCUAAUUUGAAAGUGGGCGUACCUGGCAUGAUGCAGGAGCAGGUGGGCCACGACUGACCUGUGGUCUUGUGACUGGGCUGGAAUGUAUCAUUUUAAAAACAAAGAAUCAUUGGAGAUUAGGAAGCAUUUCAGUUGGAAUUUUUUUAAAAUUGGGCUCUUUGAGGCUUUGUUUGUUUUCUGAAUCCCAUAUGGUAGAAUUUUUCUGGAUAUAUUAAGAUUAUUUUACACUGUUAUCUGGCAUCCUGUUAAUCAAAGUCAUUGUGUUUUGAGGAAGGGUUUACCUUCCUCAAAACUUCCACCUGGAAGCUGCCUGCUGCCACUUCCUUCAGCUGAUUGUGAACUCUUGUCCUAAUUUCAGCUGGACACACUGGCAUUCCUGUGCUCACGGAGACCCCUCUAGCCCGGAUCCUUAUCACCCCUUACCUGGACUUUUGCCUAUCUCCAGGUUCUCCUCCUCCAAUCCAUUCUCAGCUUGAUCUUUCAAAAGAACUAAGCUGCCCUGUGUGAACUUUCAAAGGCUUUCUAUUAUCUACAGCAUAAAUUCUAAGUCCCCAGAAGAGGCCUCAAGGCUGCCAACAAGCCGAUCCCAGGCUAUCUUUCCACCCUAAAUCUCCUGCUACACACUUGGGCACUCUCCAGACUGUUUGCCCAGACAGCCUCCCUGUCCCACUUCCAUUCAUUCCUGACGCGCCUCCAGCCUGCAGGAGCCUCUCCCUCUGCUGGCCGGUGUCCUCCCAGCUGUCCUGGUUCAGCUCCAGUGCUCACUCUGCCGGGAAGUCUUCCCUGAUCUGCCGUGUCCGAAUCAAUUUCUCCCCUCCACCACCCACUUGGUGUUCCCACUUUGUUUACACCAACAUUGUCGCAGCAAUCUGCUUUUGCCUUUUUGCCUUGAACUUGAGAUGUUUGUACAAGCUUCUCUCCUCCAGUGUUAAGCUCCAGGAUGUCUCGUUCUGCUUUGCGUCUCACAUUCCAUAGCUCGGAACUUUUUAGGAGGUAAGUUGAACUACAAUAGCAGAAUUGAUUGGAACACGUAACAAGGACUCAGACACCACAGGACCCUGCACAAUUCGUACCCAUCAUAAUUUUACUAAAUUAGCUGGACUUUAUGGUGUUCGAAGUCAUCCGUACAUUCAACAAACAUUUAUGGAGCAUCUCCUGUGUUCUCGGUUCUGGUAGGGGCCUCCUAGUGACAAAGGGCAAAAGGUCUCAAUUCUCAUGAGUUUAAGGUAAGCGGGAGCUAUUCUAGAUGGGGCGAUCAGAAAAGCCCCUCUGGGUAAGUGACAUUUGAGCUUCUCUAAAUAUUGAGAAAGAUGCAGCCAGGCAAAGAUCUGAUGGAUGAGUGUGAGGAGGCCUCAAGGCACGAAUGAGCUUGACAUCUUUAAGGAAAGCAAAGAAGGUACUUGGAGAGAAUGCACCAUUGGCAGAAGAGUGUGAGACGAAGUCAGAGAGGGAGAUUGCAACCAGGUCAUGGAGAUGAAGCAGUGGCUUAGUUUUACCUUUGGAAUCCACCUGCCUCCACACCAUCUUGCUCAACUUUUUAUUUCUCAAUCUUCUUCUCUUCUGCAUACCCUAAGAGGCUGGUUGACUCUUGUCUUCAGCUGUCACAACAACUGAUUUCUGCAUGAAUGAUCUGAUUUGCUUUCCUGGCAAACUAAUACAUUCAGUUUAACUAUCCAGAAGAACUCGUCAAAUUUUUUAACCCCAUACUUUUGAGAGAACGUGAUAGAAUAAUCAAAUGCCCAAAUACAAGGCUAAGGAAAUUUGAGAAAUGAUGUUUAUGGAAUAUCCAUACUAUGUCCUGCAUUUUGCUGGGCAUUUUUUGGUACGUUAUCCCAUUCAGUCUUCAUAAGCUUGGUGACGGCCCUACUUUUUAGAUGAAGCAACAGGCUCAGAGGGAUUAACUUGUCCGACUUCAUAUGGCUAGUAAAAGGGCUCCAAAGUUCAUUUUCCUUCCAUUUGUGGUCUAGUGGUAAGAGCAUGGAUUCCUGGGGCCAGCCAGCCAUUGGGUGUUAAUCCCGGCAAACUUGGGCUUUAUUUUCCUCAGCCAAGAAACAGAGAAAUGAUAGUCGUUUUCUGAUAGGAUGCUUGUGAGGACGGAGUAGUCAAUGUAUGGAAAGUGCUUCGCAUACUGCCUUGGCACCUAGGAAUCAUCAUUCUGUUAGUGUUUGUCGCUAUGACUGCCACUGCACCGAGCUGUUGUUUUAGAAACCUUAGAGUUCAUAGCACAUAGCAGAGCUUUGUGACAACUUUGCAGAAGAGUCUCAAGAAGUCUCGAGGAUUUUCUUGGCAAUGGUCUGGUGACCAUUUAGGAACAGAGGGAAGACAUCAGUCACCCUGUGGGUUCCCAUCCCAGGUACGUGUGCACUGGCUUCAGACUUCCAGCCUCACCCUACGUUGCCCACCCUGCGCUGCUCCCACUCCCUGCCUGGCUCCACCCUCUUUCUUCUUCACAUCCACUUUGGGGAGCAUUAGUUGCAGUCGUGGGCCAGAGCUGGCACGGAGGAGGGAGAAACAGCAUGCCUCCUUUGACCUUUGCACUUGCACUUGCCCUUGACCAUACUUGUAAGAUUUCCUGGUGGGGGUGGGGAGCGUGGUUUGCUAUGGAAAGGAGUUUCCCCCAUUAGUAUAGUGCUAAUAAAACACUGAUAUUAAACUAAUCAUGCUGCAGCGUUCUGUUUUAAACAAAAGAUGUUGGAAAUUUGUUUUCAAGUUCUGUCUUUGAUUUUCUGGUGCAUGGGGGCAGGGGGGGAUGCCUUCUCCCACCAAAUUUGAGUGAAUUACUUUCAAACACACUCUAAUAUUUUCCAAGGAUUAAUAAUAGUGCCUUACCUUUGAAAAAUGCUUUGUGGUUUUGAAUGCAUUCCCAGGUACGUUACCUUAUUUAAGUUUCACAAGGACCUUGGCAGGUAGGCAGGGCAGAUAGUGCUUUCACCAUAUUACCUAGAAAGAAAUUUGAAGCUCAAGAAGUGAAAGGUUAUAGGGCCGUGACUAGAACCCAGGCCUAAGCUUUUCUUUCUACUGGAGUGUUUCCUUGUUUGUUUUUGUUAACCCCAAUUUAGGGAGAAUCACAUGUACAUUUGGCUUGGUAAUAGUGUUGCAUAUUUCUUUCUUAUAGGUCCAGUUAUAUCUUUCAGCAGCCACAUAUGGAGUUCCAGAAAUCCUCAGAGGAAACUGUCCUCAUAACAGGAGGCGGUGGCUAUGUUGGUUUCCGGCUAGGCUGUGCGCUGAACCAGAAGGGAGUCCAUGUGAUUCUGUUUGACACACGCAGGCCUGUUCAAACUGUUCCAGAAGGGAUGAGGUUUAUUCUUGGAGACAUUCGCCACCUCUGUGAUGUCGAGAAAGCCUUCCAGGAUGUGGAUGUCACUUGUGUGUUCCAUAUUGCCUCUUAUGGCAUGUCAGGGCAGGAGCAACUGAAUCGAAACCUAAUAGAAGAAGUCAACGUGGGGGGCACAGAGAACGUCCUCCAAGUUUGCCGGAGGAAAGGAGUGCCAAGAUUAGUUUACACCAGCACUUUCAAUGUCAUAUUUGGAGGUCAAGUUAUCAGAAAUGGAGAUGAAUCUCUGCCUUACCUACCUCUUCACCUCCAUCCUGAUCACUACUCUCGGACCAAAUCUAUUGCAGAGAGGAAGGUGCUGGAGGCCAGCGGUACAGCCUUUGAAAGAAACAGUGGCAUCCUGAGAACUUGUGCUCUGAGACCAGCUGGCAUCUACGGGCCCGGAGAACAGAGGCAUCUCCCCAGGAUAGUAGGCUACAUCGAGAGGGGCCUGUUCAGGUUUGUGUAUGGGGAUCCCAGGAGCCUGGUAGAGUUUGUCCAUGUGGAUAACUUGGUGCAGGCUCACAUUCUGGCCUCAGAGGCCCUGAGCGCUGACAAGGGCCACAUCGCCUCUGGGCAGCCCUAUUUCAUCUCUGACGGCAGACCAGUGAACAACUUUGAGUUUUUCCGGCCUUUAGUCGAGGGCCUGGGCUAUCCGUUCCCAUCCGUCCGCCUGCCACUGAGCCUCAUCUACUGCUUUGCUUUCCUCACAGAGAUGGUCCACUUCAUUUUGGGUCGGCUGUACAACUUCCAGCCCUUCCUCACCCGCACCGAAGUGUACAAAACUGGUGUCACACAUUACUUUAGCCUAGAGAAAGCCAGAAAAGAGCUCGGUUAUGAGGCUCAGCCAUUUGACCUCCAGGAAGUAGUAGAAUGGUUCAGAGCCCAUGGCCACGGCAGAAAUCCUGCAAGUUGUGACACAGAGUGGUUUGUUUGGGACAGACUGUUGGUCUUUCUUCUGGUUCUAGCAGCUCUCGCAUGGCUGUCGUCUUCUGUGAUUCUGUCAGUAUGAUGAGGACCUAAAAGGAAGGAACUGAUCAUGCUUGCAGAGGUGUUUUUCAGGGAGCAUGGGAUUUUAAAUAUAGAUAGUAUCUCUGGUGCUGAAUUUUGGCUCUUUAAAUUGCUACUGAAGAGUAGAUUUCUUGAGUUAUUUUUUAACCCUUUGCACUAUUCUCUGCUAGGAGAAAAAAAAGCAAAGAUUAGUUUGAAAUUUGGUUUCUUGUAUCCUUACAUGGGUACAAUAGAAGUUAUUUUUGAACUAUAUUGCUCAGCUUAGAAUUGAAUGUGAAUUUCUCAAAAGCCAAACAUGCAAUGAUUUCUGUUCCAGACAUGAUGCACCUACUAAAAAUGCACUAAAAAUUGGACUGAUACAGGAACAGCAAAACACUAAUAAUAGGCUUGGAAAAUGUGUAGGAAACACCACAUUGGGCCAGAUUUCUCAGACCAGCCUUCUGAAAAGGUUAUGACUGUUGCAGAGGAGGCAUUCGCUAGUCAAAGCCUAAUUUUUAUGUAUUAGCUUUUGCCCUUGGAUCUAAGAGUCAUUCCACCUGUGUGACCAGAUGGUAAUGUUUGACUUUUAACAAAUAGACCUUUACCCUACCUCACUGGGUUCUUGUGAGGAUUAGGUUAGACACAGAACAUGAAGUGCCAUUCAACACGCACAAGACCUUUUUAUUAAUAUUGUUCUUACACACCCACAUGCGGGUUUUCCUCCUCAAAGUAUUCUCUCUAGAGAGGCUGCUAUUGCUCCUAACUGUUCCGGAACAUCUUUUUAGUAUGCUUCAGAGCCUGCAAUAAGUGUGUUAUGAUAGACUCAGUGUUGGAAAAGUUUUGGCCUCUGAGGAUAGAUUGAAGUUUAGAAACAUCUAAAAAACUGGUAACUAGGGGAGGUGAUCAAGCUGGAAGAUGCCAUUUUUAAUUUAAAAAAAAAAUGAUGCAUAACACUAAACACAAAGCAUAAACUGGAUUUCUUCUGGAAAGAAUUUUGCAUCUCUGAAGGCAACCCCCGAAGAAGAAUGUUUUGGACAGUGGCAGCAGGGUCCAGCCACCCGUGGGGACUGCUGUGGAAGACGGGCAAGUUAUACCGGUGCAACAAAACUAAAGUGGGAAGACUACUGAAAAUCUUUACCCAUUCCAUGAUUCCAGCUGCAGAAAGGCUAGUAUUGACAGACUUUAAGAGGGAGGAUAGAUUGCUGUAGAAAGUUAAGUUAGAGUUGUUCCAGGAGUAUUUGUAGAAGAUGGCUGCUGGGUGAUUGUGGUCAGUCCCCAUUGAAGGCUGCCUGGAUUUUAGGAAAAAGAGCUGAGCUUGAUGUCAGCAGACCUGCAAGCACAAAUGUUUUGCAUGGCCUAAGCCAAGUCACUGAGGCCUCUCUAGACCUGAACUUCCUCCUUGGGAAAUGGGAAUAACUAUUUUUGCCUUUUCUAAUCAACCUGUCCACCUCACAGGGUUUGUUGCGAGCAUUAAAAAUAAGAUGUGGUGAAAGUACUUUUAAUACAUAAAUAAAAACUUAUUUCAAAUUCCACUUGGACAGCAACACAAA